Chara braunii is the source of this 1753-nucleotide messenger RNA. NCBI's taxonomy places the organism in Eukaryota, Viridiplantae, Streptophyta, Charophyceae, Charales, Characeae. The record is from the annotation of a GenBank genome assembly.
CGGACGAAGCAGCUAAGGGCACGUCAGUCCAACUAUCCGACGUGGCAUCAAGAGAGAGUGCCGAGCUCGCAAAUGAGGGGGAUGGAGAGGAAGGGUUGCAGGCAAUGGAGGUGCUGCGGCCAGAGAGAAUCGGUGACGCACAGUCGCUGUCGUCAUUGCCGUCAUCGCCGUUGUCAUUUCCGCCAUCGUCAGGUCUUUUAUCGAAAGGGCAAAUUGAAUCCUUCCUUUACCCGGACAAAGAGGAGCUUCCGGAUGACGUAGAGAUGUCGAUCUGGGAUCAUCUCGAAGAAUUGAGACAGCGAGUGUUCUUCUCGGCGGGCGCGGUUGGUGCGUGUAUGGUGGUAUGCUUCUCCUUCGUUAAAGAUCUCGUCAGGAUUUUGGAGGCGCCUGUCUAUUCUCAGGGUGUCAGGUUUUUGCAACUCUCGCCUGGGGAGUACUUUUUCACCACCUUGAAGGUUGCAGGCUACGCGGGAUUGUUGCUAGGGAGUCCGGUGAUUCUGUACGAGAUCAUCGCUUUUGUGGUUCCAGGCCUGACGCGGAGUGAGCGCAGGUUUCUCGGCCCGAUUGUUUUCGGGUCUUCUAUCCUCUUUUACGUGGGACUUCUCUUCUCCUAUGCCGUUCUCACACCCGCUGCGCUCAACUUCUUUGUCAAUUACUCCGAAGGCGUUGUUGAGUCCAUCUGGUCCAUCGAUCAGUAUUUUGAGUUUGUGCUGGUUCUCAUGUUCAGUACGGGGCUUGCAUUCCAGGUGCCAGUGAUUCAGCUGCUUUUGGGGCAGACAGGGCUUGUGACUGGGGAGCAAAUGUUGGCGGUGUGGAAGUAUGUUGUUGUGGGUGCGGUUACAGCUGCAGCCGUACUCACACCGUCGACAGACCCACUCACCCAACUCCUUCUUGCUGGUCCUCUUAUGGGCCUGUACUUAGGAGGGGCCGCGAUGGUGAAGGCACUGGAAAAGAACAAAAAUGAGGUGACGUGAGGUGUACUCUGUACCUAUUAUGCAAUAUGGCUUCCUGCUCCUGCCGGAUUCUCUCUCUCUCUCUCUCUCUCUCUCUCUCUCUCUCUCUCUCUCUCUCUCUCUCUCUCUCUCUCUCUCUCUCUCUCUCUCUCUCUCUCUGUAUGACGGUCACAAAAUAAUAAAAAUAUAUAGUACCUGCCUACUACCUACCUGCUACCUACCUAAUUAGUAAUUACAUCACACGAGUUUACUUCACCUUUUCGAGUUUUUUUCUCAAAGUUUUUUUGUAUGUAAAUUAUAUACACAUGGCUCUCUCUCACCUUUCUUCCCCAUCUCUCCCAUGUGAAAUAUCUUAUCUUCUAUUCAGUUGGGUGAGUCGUUCCGUUGACGUUGUGGGUUCCCAUUGAGCAAAUUCUCCUGUGGACUCUUCAGUUGUGCAGGGCAAGUAAUAAAAUUUGAAAAUCUUCUGUUAAUUUAAAUCAAGUCUCAAUUGGUGCACUAUAUUUGCUUCAUCCCAUGGCUCUUCUGCGUUCAGAUCACACCACGCACUUGCACUGCGUAUGCUGUCUGCGCGACUCUGCAGCUAUUGCUGUUUGCUGUUGUCCUCCUCCCUUUUUUUGUUUAUCCAUUUGCUCCCAUUUUCAGCAACGACGAUGUUCCGCAAUCUGCAUUGCAAUUCCAUUGUGGCUUAGAAACAGUGAGCGAACCAAGAAGUGGUGCUUAGAAACUGUGAUCGCACAAUGUUUGCAGUACUGCAGCCUUAGAGUAGAAUGGAAUUGCAAUGAAAUUAUGAAACCACU